GUCUCUGCUCUGGGGCCCCCGCCCAGGGCCGCGAGCCUGGCAUCUCGGAGCAGCCCUGCUCCCGUGGACAGGCGUCGACCGAGCCCCGCGCGCCGAGCCACACCAGAGUCCCAGCAGGUGGCCGCCUGUCAGCCUCUCGGCUGAAGCCUGGAAUGGCUUUCUCAGAAGAACAAGGAGAAGCCCCCUGUGGUUUCAUCCGCCAGAAUUCCAGCAACUCCAUCUCCUUGGACUUUGAGCCCCACACAGAAUACCAGUUUGUGGAGCAGUUGGAAGAGCGCUACAAAUGUGCCUUCUGCCACUCGGUACUUCACAACCCCCACCAGACGGGUUGUGGGCACCGCUUCUGCCAGCACUGCAUCCUGUCCCUGAGAGAAUUAAAUGCAGUGCCAAUCUGCCCUGUAGAUAAGGAGGUUAUCAAAUCUCAGGAGGUGUUUAAAGACAAUUGCUGCAAAAGAGAAGUUCUCAAUUUAUACGUAUAUUGCAAAAAUGCUCCUGGAUGCAAUGCCAAGGUUAUUCUGGGACGAUACCAGGACCACCUUCAGCAGUGCUUGCUUCAAGCUGUGCAGUGUUCUAACAAGAACUGUCGGGAAGCAGUCCUCCGGAAAGACCUGAAGGAGCAUUUGAGCGCAUACUGUCAGUUUCGAGAGGAAAAAUGCCUUUAUUGCAAAAAGGAUGUAGUAGUGAUCAACCUACAGAAUCAUGAAGAAAACUUGUGUCCUGAGUACCCGGUAUCUUGUCCCAACAAGUGUUUGCAGAUUAUUCCAAGAACUAAGGUGAAUGAACAUCUGGCUGUGUGUCCUGAAGCCGAACAAGACUGUCCUUUUAAGCACUAUGGCUGUACUGUAAAGGAUAAGCGGGGGAACCUGCAGGAGCAUGAACAUUCAGCCUUGCGGGAACACAUGCUUCUGGUUUUAGAAAAGAACUUUCAAUUAGAAGAACAGAUUUCUGACUUAUAUAAGAGCCUAGAACAAAAAGAAAGUAAAAUCCAGAAGCUAGCAGAAACUGUAAAGACAUUUGAAAAGGAAUUCAAGCAGUUUUCACAGUUAUUUGGCAAAAAUGGAAGCUUUCUCUCAAAUAUCCAGGUUCUUGCCAGUCACAUGGACAAGUCUGCUUGGCUAGAAGCUCAAGUGCGUCAGUUAUUACAAAUGGUUAACCAGCAACAAAAUAAAUUUGACCUAAGGCCUUUGAUGGAAGCGAUUGAUACGAUGAAACAGAAAAUUACCCUAUUAGAAACCAAUGAUCAAAGAUUAGUUGUUUUAGAAGGGGAGACUAACAAACAUGAUGCACACAUUAAUAUUCAUAAAGCACAGUUGAAUAAAAAUGAAGAGCGAUUUAAACUGCUGGAGGGUGCCUGCUAUAAUGGAAAGCUCAUUUGGAAGGUGACAGACUACAAGAUGAAGAAGAAGGAGGCAGUGGACGGGCACAUAGUGUCCAUCUUCAGUCAACCUUUCUACACCAGCCGCUGUGGCUAUCGGCUCUGUGCCAGAGCAUACCUGAAUGGGGAUGGGUCUGGCAAGGGAACCCACCUGUCCCUGUACUUUGUGGUGAUGCGAGGAGAGUUUGACUCACUCUUGCAGUGGCCAUUUAAGCAGAGGGUAACUCUGAUGCUUCUGGACCAAAGUGGCAAAAAGAACCACAUAAUGGAGACCUUCAAAGCUGACCCCAAUAGCAGCAGCUUUAAAAGACCUGAUGGGGAGAUGAACAUUGCAUCUGGCUGUCCCCGCUUUGUGGCUCAUUCCACUUUGGAGAAUGCGAAGAACACCUACAUUAAAGAUGACACCCUGUUCUUGAAAGUGGCUGUGGAUUUAACUGAUCUAGAGGAUCUCUAGUUCACUGUUCCUGGGGUGAUAGGAAAACUUCUUGGGUUCUAAAGCAUGGUUCACUUGAUUAUCAUAUUGAGCUGGACUUCACUCAAUGUAUUUGGCUUUUUGCCUUUAAUGUUUAAAGUCAGUUGAAAACGUCUAAAUGCUGUCUUUUUACAUUCUACUCUGGUGAAGUUUGUAAUUUAAAAAUCCUAGAAUGUCCUAUUUAUAUUUUUAUAUCUCACGAAAGAUGGUAAGUUUCUUGAAAACCAGGUCUGGGGCUUAUCUCUUUUGCUGGUGCUUAGUGUGGUGUAUCAGACACUCUACAGUAUUCAAUGUUGUUGAGGGCACAGAAGUAUUAGAAUUCCCAACUGAAAAAUAUUUUUGUAUUUAUUGUUUGGACUGUUGAUUCUAUCUCUGACCUUAAGACUGGAAAAGCCCUCUUUUCAAAGGUAGGCUGUUCCAGUUAAGUAGUGCAUGACAUAAUUAGAAGUCAAUAUAAUAGGCCCAGUUAGGACCCGAUUUUUCAUUUAAAUACUAAAUUUUGGGAAAUUACUGCACUCUUAAAUGUUUUCAUGAAAUUCACCAAAUCUGCAUAAGAACUGGUAAAUGGCAUAAACAUUUUCAUUCUUCUUCUUGAAGUAAACCAGAAAGCAUUACAUAUUGUGUGUGUAUGUGUGUCUGCACACGCACAUGAAUGUAUAGAGAGCUAGCCAGCUAAAGUGAAGAUUUUAUUAGGGUCUCUAAUGUCACAAAUGUGUAAAAGGAAUUUAAAACCUAAGGAGAAAACCAUUAAAAUUUCGAGUGGCAGAAGUACUCCCAAUCCAAAACUGAUUGCUGAAAAUAGUAUCUCCUUUUUCUUUUUGGAGACCUUUUGAAUUUAUAAAUUGGUAUAAAAAUGGGCAUUUAGUCAGCUUGUGAAGUUUCUUUUAGAGUCCUGAGUACUUUGCAAAGAACAGAAAUGAUCAUAUUCUUAUACUUUUAUCUGUAUAGACCUAAGGGUGUAUAUAUAAAUCAAGAUGAGUCCUUAUUACUUUUGAUAAGCAUGACUUUAACAAAAACUAAAAUACUGUUUUCCUGAUAAGAAACAAAUUAUUACGCCAUUACCAUUGCUCAUAUGUGGGCUGGCUCUCCUGAGCAUGUAAGGACAAAUUACAUGACCCAGUGGUCACUGAAGAGCAGCUCACUUGGGUGAUGGCCAUGCAUCUUACACUUUCUAAAGAAGAAACAUGAUUAGGCUUAUGGGAAUAACGGGAAUCUUACUCUCUUCUAUGGUACUUCCAAUAUACUAAAGACUCCUAUUGCAGGAAUCACUCCAAAGGAUUAAAUUUAAUGAAAAAGUGCACAGUGGAAAGAACUGUAGUGAAUGAACUCUAAUAUAGUUAAAGGUCUACACAUCACCUCAGACAAACUCAGGAUGCAUUCUGUGGCCCACAAUGCCAGACCCAGAGGUUUCUGCAUGUUUGUUCUGUUUUUAAUCAUGUCCAAGGUCACUCUCUGUGUCUCCGUUGAGUACCAGGUCAUUUUGUUGUAAUUAGUUUUAAGCAGCUGAUGUCGAAAACAUUUAAAAGUGAAUUUGUCAAAGUAUUACCUAUCUUAUGCACAUAAAAUUCUUCUAUGCAUAUAAAAUAUGUCAUGGUUUGCUUAGCAGUUCAGAGUCCCUUAAUCCCUGAAAUAGUGAUUAAGUGAUCAUAGAUUAAGGAAUAAAAAGUACACCUUUUUCAGAAGAGCUGUGUUUUUUUAAAAAGUGAAUUCUUGUAAUCUAAUUUUCCUCUCUUAUGGUCUGAACUGUUUUUAUUCUGUAUAAACAAGACUUAAAUUUUUAUUUUCAUUUUUGUCUACUGUCAGUUUUUGAUGAAGAAAAAAACAAUAUUCUAGACAUAAUACUGGAGUUAACAUCCUUGAAAAAGGUUUAUAAGGAUCACAGUAGGAUGGGAGAUGGGGGAACAUAUUAAAACAUUUUUUUAAAAGUA
Molecule: messenger RNA, 3775 nt
Organism: Ictidomys tridecemlineatus (thirteen-lined ground squirrel)
Lineage: Eukaryota; Metazoa; Chordata; Mammalia; Rodentia; Sciuridae
Gene: Traf5
Product: TNF receptor associated factor 5
Biological process (GO): signal transduction; positive regulation of canonical NF-kappaB signal transduction; regulation of apoptotic process
Cellular component (GO): cytoplasmic side of plasma membrane; plasma membrane signaling receptor complex
Molecular function (GO): tumor necrosis factor receptor binding; zinc ion binding; thioesterase binding
Source: RefSeq, a predicted model, not a curated record